This is a messenger RNA of Panicum virgatum (switchgrass), 1971 nucleotides long. RefSeq names its product metacaspase-1-like. Gene Ontology annotation, molecular function: cysteine-type endopeptidase activity. The transcript is spliced from 6 exons. NCBI's taxonomy places the organism in Eukaryota, Viridiplantae, Streptophyta, Magnoliopsida, Poales, Poaceae. Bases 280 to 1647 code for a protein of 455 amino acids. The record is from RefSeq and is a predicted model, not a curated record. Gene Ontology annotation, biological process: proteolysis.
CGGACCGGUUCCCACCGGUUCGGGUAACCCUGCUCCCCGGACGGCUCGGCUCGUACGUGCGCAGGAUGAUCCCGCCCAGCGGCGUGCAGGAACCUCAGCUGUGCUCUUCGGAGAUGUUUGACAUCUACCGGAAGCCAUUCCUCCUCUGAUUUACAGGCCGGCUGCUGAUCCCAAACUUGAUUUGAAUGUUAUUGUGGUGUGCAGCUCGAUUAGCCUGCUCUUGUUUCAGUUCAAAGUUCAAACCAAUGCAUCUCUGGCAUGUGAUCAUAUUGCAACUGAAUGGGAUUCGCAUCAUGUCAUGUUAUGCACAGAUCAAAGGGCCAUGGAAUAAAGGAGCCUUGUUGCUUUGCUUACCAUGUUGGCAUAUGCUCUUGUCACUCAUGCCACAAGCGAGUGCGCCACGGGCCACCAUGCACGAUGCCGCGCAGAGCGCAUAUCUCUGCCGACAUCUUCACCCUCAUGGGCAACACGAGGCCGGUCGGCAUGGCGAGCGCGAGGGCGGCGGCGGCGGCGUCGUGGUGCGGCCACUGCGGCAUGAGCAUCGCCGCGCCGCCGUCCGGGCCCGGCUCCUCCAGCGUCCGGUGCGCGUUCUGCCACCGGCUGACGCGCGUCGAGCGCCACCGCGGCGUGACGACGCUCGCGGCCCCCUCGCCGCCGCGGGGCGCCGCCGUCCCCGCGGGGCUCGAUGAGAUCCCGGCGGGCUACUUCCCCAGCGUGAGCGGCAAGAAGCGCGCGCUCCUCGUCGGCGUGAGCUACAGGGGCACCGCGCACGAGCUCAGGGGCACGGUCAACGACGUCAGGGAGAUGCGGCGCCUCCUCUGCGGCAAGUUCGGGUUCCCCGGCGACUGCAUCCUGGAGCUCACAGAGAACGAGGGGGACCCGACGAGGGUGCCGACUCGGGCGAACCUGCUGCGGGCGAUGCGGUGGCUCGUGGAGGGCUCCGGCAGCGGCGACUCGCUGGUGUUCCACUUCUCCGGGCACGGCGUGCAGAAGCUGGACCUGAACGGCGACGAGGUGGACGGGUACAACGAGGCGCUGUGCCCGGCGGACUUCGAGCGGAGCGGCAAGAUCCUGGACGACGAGAUCAACGAGAUCAUCGUCCGCCCGCUGGGCAGGGGCGUCAAGCUGCACGCCGUCGUCGACACCUGCCACAGCGGCACCAUCCUCGACCUCCCCUACCUCUGCCGCCUCUCCAGAACGGGGUACUGGCAGUGGGAGAAUCACGACCGGCCCAGCGGCGCGCGGAAGCGCCCCAACGGCGGCCUGGCCAUCUCCAUCAGCGGCUGCAGCGACGACCAGAAGUCCGCAGACGCCAGCGUAUGUCUCCGAAGUCCGAACCAAGAAAAAAAAACUCUGCUCCGUCUCGGUUUAGACGAUGCCCACCCAUUAAUUACUCCCGGUCGAUACUGUGCAGGGAUUUUCCGAGUCGUCGUCGUCUUCGAUCGGCGCCAUGACGGACAGCUUCAUCAAGGCGGUGGAGGCGGAGCCGGGGACGACGUACGGGCGGCUGCUGAGCGCGAUGAGGGCGAGGAUCCGCGACGGGCAGGGGAGCCGCCGCCUCCCCGGAAGGCUCGGCUCCUUCGUCCGCUGGAUGAUCCCGUCCAGCACCGUGCAGGAGCCUCAGCUGUGCUCGUCGGAGAUGUUUGACAUCUACCGGAAGCCAUUCCUCCUCUGAUUUGUUCGUCGCCGACGGCUAAUUCGGAACUUGAUUUAUUUGGAUGUGUACUGUACUUCAGCUGGCAUGUGAACAUACAGUAUGUUACAACGAAAUGGAAUUUACGUCCUGUCAGAGUGCAUGGCGAGAAAUGGUAAUGUCCAGACUCCAGAUUAGAUGGCGAGAAAUUACGUCGUGGACGACCUGGACCCACCACUAGAAAACAGGGACCUCGAAGCAAUGAUCUGAAUUACUCGAGGAUUCAAUUUGCAUUGGUGACCUCUGAAAAAUAAAAUUGUGCACUUUGUUCUCAGUCC